AUGUCUAUGAGCAGCACAUCUACCACCAUGUUCCGCCGCGCUCUUCUAAGCAGCCGUCUCGCUAGCUCCGAGUGCACCGCGCGAACUGUUCGACCGGCCUUUGCAGCAUACAGAAAUGUCUCCAGCUCCGCCCGUCUCCCUACACUCACAGCAUCAGAGACCCGUCGCCGACCAACAGUGCGACCAAACCAGCAACCUAUUGCACGGAACCCGCUUAAUGGGCUCUCGCCGACGAGCAAGCGCACUAUCUUCAUCCAGACUGAGAAUACCCCCAACCCCGAUGCUCUGAAAUUUAUCCCCAACCACCGCGUCCUUCCAGAAGAUUUCCCUACGACAUUCCUCGAAUACAUGUCUCCACGCUCAACUCUCGCCCCACCACACCCUUCCCCUCUGGCAGCCAAGUUAUUGGAUGUGGAGGGUGUGACCUCUGUUUUCUACGGCCCUGAUUUCAUCACCGUGACCAAAGCUGGUGAUGCCAACUGGUCACACAUCAAGCCCGAGGUCUUCAGCAUCAUCACCCAGGCUGUGACAUCUGGUGAGACGAUUGUAACGACCACCGAAGCCGGCGCCGAGGGUCAAGAGAGUGUCGCAGACUCGCUGAGCUACAACGAGGAUGACGACGAAGUCGUCGGUAUGAUCAAGGAACUUCUCGAGACGAGAAUCCGUCCUGCCAUUCAGGAGGAUGGUGGCGACAUCGAGCUGCGCUCUUUCGAGGAUGGUAUUGUCAUGUUGAAGUUGCGCGGUGCUUGCCGUACUUGUGACUCGAGCACUGUCACCUUGAAGAAUGGCAUUGAGUCCAUGCUGAUGCAUUAUAUUGAGGAGGUCAAGGGUGUCGAGCAGGUUAUGGAUGAGGAAGAGGUGAUUUCUAUGCACGAGUUCGCUCGAUUUGAAGAGAAGCUGCGCCAGCAGAAGGGCGCUGCGGCUACCGCCUCUGCUCCCUUGGACAGUGCCCCGUGA
Molecule: messenger RNA, 957 nt
Organism: Penicillium nucicola
Lineage: Eukaryota; Fungi; Ascomycota; Eurotiomycetes; Eurotiales; Aspergillaceae
Product: NifU family protein
Exons: 3
Coding region: 1-957 (318 amino acids)
Biological process (GO): iron-sulfur cluster assembly
Cellular component (GO): mitochondrion
Molecular function (GO): iron ion binding; iron-sulfur cluster binding
Source: RefSeq, a predicted model, not a curated record